This is a messenger RNA of Momordica charantia (bitter melon), 1693 nucleotides long. RefSeq names its product AP2-like ethylene-responsive transcription factor At1g79700. Gene Ontology annotation, biological process: regulation of DNA-templated transcription. Gene Ontology annotation, molecular function: DNA binding; DNA-binding transcription factor activity. The record is from RefSeq and is a predicted model, not a curated record. Lineage: Eukaryota; Viridiplantae; Streptophyta; Magnoliopsida; Cucurbitales; Cucurbitaceae.
UCUCUCCUUGUUGGUAAACCACUUUAGGUUACCAAAGCCUUCUAAAAAUGUCUCCCACUGUACAAUCCAAUCCAACUCCGACGCCAUUUUAUUCCGCCAUUGCACCACCUCUAAUCCUCGUCUCCGCCUUCUAAUUUGCCGAUUCUCAAUUCCUCCUCCUCCGCCGGCGGCCGCCAUGAGAAGGUCUCCCUCUGUUUCUACUUCCUCCUCCUCCUCCUCCUCCUGCGUCGGCGGCGGCGGCUUCGACAGCAAUAAUCUCAAUCUCGCCGCCCCUCCGCGCCGGCCGCAAUCGGAGAAGACCGGAGCGAAACGCCGGAAGCGGAAUCAGGACGACGCCAAAUGCGAGAUUGAGAAUCGUAACGGUAAUAACAACAACAGCAGCAACAACAAUGCCUCUUCCGGCCGCCGGAGCUCCAUUUACAGAGGAGUCACUAGGCACCGAUGGACCGGCCGGUUCGAAGCGCAUCUCUGGGACAAGAGUUCGUGGAAUAGCAUUCAGAACAAAAAAGGAAGGCAAGUUUAUUUGGGAGCAUACGAUAACGAGGAAGCUGCCGCCCGAACUUAUGACCUCGCUGCCCUCAAGUACUGGGGUCCCGGAACCACCCUCAAUUUCCCGGUAGAGUCGUACAGGAAUGAAAUAGAAGAAAUGCGGAAAGUUACGAAGGAGGAGUAUUUGGCGUCGUUACGGCGGCGGAGCAGCGGAUUUUCGAGAGGCGUAUCGAAGUACCGCGGCGUGGCCCGCCACCACCACAACGGCCGGUGGGAGGCGCGGAUCGGCCGUGUUUUCGGAAGCAAAUAUCUUUACCUGGGAACUUACAACACACAAGAGGAAGCAGCAGCAGCAUAUGACAUGGCUGCAAUUGAGUACAGAGGGGUCAAUGCAGUGACCAAUUUCGACAUCAGCAAUUACAUUGGGCGGCUGGAGAAUAAAUCAUCAGUUUUUCCAGCAGCAGAGCAGCCCCUACAGCCCAACUGCUCCCCUGCUUCCUCUUCUGAGGAAGGCGAAGUAGUACAGCAGCAACAGCAACAGACGACGAUGGCGUUCUCAGGCUCGCCCCUCCAGUUCCCGUCGAUGGAGAACAGCCCGACGACAAUGGAGGAGGAUCAUGAUCUGCAUUGGUCAUUCCUAGACACGGGGUUCGUGCAGGUCCCCGACCUCCCCCUCGAGAAGUCUGGCGAAUUGCCUGACCUGUUCUUUGAUGAGAUCGGGUUCGAGGACGACAUCGGGUUGAUAUUCGAGGCGAGCUUGGAAGACGAGAGGUGCGGGGAGGGGGGUGAGAAGUUAGAAGAUGUGGGGAAAAUGGAGAUGAUGAAGAGUGAUCAUGAGGAGAGGGGGUUGUUCUCGACUACUUCGCCAUCUUCGUCGUCGAUAACCACCUCGGUUUCGUGUGAAUUUAGGGUUUGAAAAAAGGGUGGCUUUAGGAGAUGAAGUUUGGUGAAGAGUGGAUGAGAAAAAAGAUCAAUUCCAGAAGAAUAUGAUCAUGGUUUCUGGGUCUGUGGUUUAGUCUUUGGUUUUCAGUUUGGUUUAAGGAAAAAGAGAGAGAAUUAGCUGAGGUGUUUUCUUUUUUCUUUCUUUUUUUGGGUUUUAAAUUUGUUUUUAAAUUAUCCAGAAAUAACCUUUUUAUUUUCUCAAUGGUUUUUGGUUCAAGGAAAAAGCCAACUAACGUACCUAAAAAACAUAUCUAACUUGUUC